Pedinophyceae sp. YPF-701 is the source of this 888-nucleotide messenger RNA. The record is from the annotation of a GenBank genome assembly. Lineage: Eukaryota; Viridiplantae; Chlorophyta; Pedinophyceae.
AUGCCGAAGUUCGCGCAGAUGGUGAUCGGGCCGGCAGGUUCAGGGAAGUCCACGUACUGCGACGUGCUCCACGAGCACUGCGAGGCCAUCAGGCGCCCCGUGCACUUCAUCAACCUCGACCCGGCAGCCGAGCACUUCAACUACCCCGUCGCCGUCGACGUCCGCCAGCUCAUCACCGUCCAGGACGUCAUGGAAGAACUCAAGCUGGGCCCGAACGGCGGUCUGAUGUACUGCAUGGAGUUCCUCGAGGAGUCCCUCGACGACUGGUUGGAGGAGGAGCUGGCGGCGUACGGCGAGGACGAGAGCAUCGUGAUCGACUGCCCCGGGCAGGUGGAGCUGUGCUCGCACGGCGGCGUGCUGCGGUCGGUCGUGGACUGGCUGCAGCGCAAGGGGUGGACGGUGUGCGCCGUGUACUGCCUGGACUCGCAGUUCCUCACCAACGCGGGCAAGUACAUCGCCGGGGCGCUCCAGGCGCUGUCAGCCAUGGUGACGCUGGAGACCCCCCACGUGUCCGUGAUGACCAAGAUGGACCUCCUGCCCGACCACCUGCGCGACGACGUCGAGAGCCUCCUCCUGCCCGACACCGAGGUGAUGGCGUCGUCCCUGCAGGCGCACGGCCCGCCGCGGAUGCGCGCGCUCAGCGAGGCGCUCGCGGGCCUCCUGGAGGACUUCUCGCUCGUGGCGUUCGUGCCGCUCAACAUCCGGGACGAGGACAGCAUCGCGACGGUGCUCGGGCAGGUGGACGUCGCGGUGCAGUACGGGGAGGAGUUCGAGGUCAAGGACCGCGAGUUCGAGGACCUCGGGAUGGGGCCCCAGAAUUGGGAGGACCGGAACGACGCGGAGCGCGACGCGAUGGAGGGGAUGCUGCAGGGGCUCGGGAUGCGGUAG